Trichoderma asperellum CBS 433.97 is the source of this 3141-nucleotide messenger RNA. RefSeq lists its product as uncharacterized. Gene Ontology annotation, biological process: SCF-dependent proteasomal ubiquitin-dependent protein catabolic process; protein ubiquitination. Lineage: Eukaryota; Fungi; Ascomycota; Sordariomycetes; Hypocreales; Hypocreaceae. The record is from RefSeq and is a predicted model, not a curated record. Gene Ontology annotation, cellular component: SCF ubiquitin ligase complex. Gene Ontology annotation, molecular function: protein-macromolecule adaptor activity; ubiquitin protein ligase binding.
CCUGAUUGAUCCCUCAUCAUUACGUCUUUGGCCAAGCUCCUCGCAGCCUCCCUGGACUGCCCGUUUCUUCCUCCUUCUUUCUUCCAUCUCCGUCUUUGCGGCGAGUCCAGUCGAGGGAGCAGCAAACGCGCCUUUUUCUACUUCCUCGCGUCGAGCUCAGCCGCGCCGUGCUUUGCCCGCUUCGAACCAAUACAGCGACCCACUGCCUCGCCGGCUGAUGAGGCGUGAGCAUCACCGCUGAGUUUCGUCGCCCAAACAGCCUUUCCGAGAACCCGCAGCCCGUCCCCAACGCACCACAGCGCUGCCGUCGACGCAAGGCCUGUUCUCUCCCCAUCUCCACCGCCUCGCUCUUUUCGAAAUCCCCAGCUGAAGAGGCGGCCCGUCUGCUGCUUGCGUCGCCAACCAGUCCACCCACGCGAGCCGCAGAGCGUCACUCUUCACCCCGCCUUCCGCCUUACGCUUCGCCAUGGUGACCAGAAUGGGGAUGCCUCCGGUGCCCAACCGCGAGGACAUCAAUGCAACAUGGAAGUACCUCGAGGAUGGCAUCACCCGAAUCAUGACCGAUCUCGAGCAGGGCAUGGACAUGCAAAUGUACAUGGGAGUGUAUACCGCCGUCCAUAACUUCUGCACUUCACAAAAGGCCGUUGGCCUCAGCGGCCCGAGCAUGACCACCAGUCAUCGUGGAGCACACUUGCUAGGUGAAGAUCUCUACAACCAUCUAAUCCAAUAUCUCCAGAAACACUUGGCGGCCCUCGUUCAGUCGUCCAAGUCGCAUACAGACGAAGCCCUAUUGGCCUACUACAUACGGGAGUGGAACCGAUACACCGUCGCUGCGAAAUACAUUCACCACCUGUUCCAGUAUCUUAAUAGGCACUGGGUCAAACGGGAAAUUGACGAAGGCAAGAAGAACAUAUACGAUGUGUACACCCUGCAUCUUGUUCAAUGGCGAAAGGUGCUGUUUGAGCAGGUAUCCGAGAAAGUCAUGGACGCCGUUCUCAAAUUGGUGGAGAAGCAGAGGAGUGGUGAGACUAUUGAAUACGGCCAGAUCAAACAGGUCGUCGAUUCGUUUGUCUCUCUCGGACUGGACGAGGCCGAUCCAUCCAAGUCGACUCUCGACGUCUACCGCUUCCAUUUCGAACGCCCUUUUUUGGCUGCGACCAAGGAGUUCUACCAAGCCGAGUCCAAGCAGUUUGUGGCUGAGAACAGCGUCGUCGAGUAUAUGAAGAAGGCGGAGAUGCGAUUAGCUGAAGAAGAGGAGCGUGUCAAUAUGUACUUGCACGGGGACAUUGCCAUCCCGUUGAAAAAGUGCUGCAAUCAAGCUCUCAUCGCCGAUCAUUCGGCACUGCUUAGGGAAGAGUUCCAGGUGCUUCUGGAUAACGACCGGGAAGAAGACAUGGCGAGAAUGUAUAGUUUACUAUCUCGCAUUCCUGAUGGGUUAGAUCCACUGCGCACCAGAUUCGAGACUCAUGUGCGAAAGGCAGGCUUGGCCGCGGUUCAAAAGGUUCAGUCGUCUGAAGGGGACAAGUUAGAACCCAAAGUCUAUGUCGAUGCCCUGCUUGAGAUUCACACUCAGUAUCAGGGCUUAGUCAAGCGAGCCUUCAACGAUGAACCCGAGUUCACGCGGUCUCUAGAUAAUGCCUGCCGCGAAUUCGUCAACCGAAACGAGGUGUGCAAGUCUGGCUCUAAUAAGUCUCCCGAGCUGUUGGCCAAGUACACAGAUGUUCUCUUACGAAAGAGCACCACAAGCAUUGAAGAGGCGGAUCUGGAGCGGACGCUGUCUCAGAUUAUGACCGUCUUCAAGUACAUUGAGGACAAGGAUGUUUUCCAAAAGUUCUAUUCCCGUAUGCUGGCCAGGAGACUGGUACACAGUAACUCUUCGUCCGAUGAUGCCGAGACAAGCAUGAUUUCCAAGCUAAAAGAAGCUUGUGGAUUUGAAUACACUAACAAGCUUCAGCGUAUGUUCCAAGACAUGCAAAUUUCAAAGGAUCUAAACAAGGAAUUCAGAGAUCAUCUAGAGAGCGUCGGCAACGCAAAGGCUGUAGACUCAACCUUCUCCAUUUUGGGAACUGGUUUCUGGCCGUUGACGCCGCCGAGCACUCACUUUGACCCGCCUCCGGAGAUUGCUGCAGAAAUUGAGCGAUUCGUUCGCUUUUACAAGCACAAGCAUGACGGCCGCAAGCUUACCUGGCUGUGGCAUCUUUGCAAGGGUGAGAUCAAGGCCGGUUACUGUAAGAACAGCAAGACGCCCUACACUUUCCAGGUCUCAAUCUAUCAAAUGUCUAUCCUCCUCUUGUUUAACGAGAACGAUACAUAUUCAUACGACGACAUUUCUAGCGCUACCCAGCUGAGCUCAGAGGUGCUCGAUCAGGCACUAGCUGUUAUUCUCAAGGCCAAGGUGCUGCUGAUGGACGGCGGCGAUAAGCCUGGGCCUGGCAAGACAUUCCGUCUCAACUAUGAUUUCAAGAGCAAAAAGAUAAGAGUAAAUCUUAACCUUGGCGGUGUCAAGGAGGCGAAGCAGGAAGAGGUCGAGACAAACAAGACUAUCGAAGAGGACCGCAAAUUAGUCUUGCAGUCCGCGAUUGUCCGUAUCAUGAAGGCUCGAAAGAAGAUGAAGCACACGCAACUAGUGAGCGAGACCAUCAACCAGAUCCGUUCUCGCUUCGUCCCCAAGGUUGGUGAUAUUAAGAAGUGUAUAGAAAUACUCCUGGACAAGGAGUAUCUGGAGCGUCUGGACGAUGAUGAAUUGGGCUACUUAGCAUAAAAUUAUUCGUUUUUUAUUACCUCCGGUAGAAAACUUUUACGGAGAUUUUGUUAACAGGCAUCAUUUGCUUUAUAUCUUCUCUUUUUUUUUUUGCCACCCCCUUCGAUAUAGGCAUGUUUAAUCGCCGAAGAAAAAAAGGAAACAAAUUUACACCCUUCUUUGCACGCCCAAAACGGUUAUUAUAUCAUCCGUAGAUCCUUUCAUAUUGUUCUUGGGAUUGGAACUAGCAAGAGUGGUACUGAGGCAUGGGCCGUCUUCUAUUUUUCUUUCCAUGUCUGCGUUUCUCUCUCUUUACUUGCACGCUUCUUCUAUUUCUUCAUAGUGGUGAUCAUGGUGGUGAUGCGCCUACAGUAGCUUAAUAGAGAAUAUAUGACCUUGGA